UGUAAGGAGGACAGUUCCAGCUGGAGGUCAUUGACUGAGCAGAGACUUUCCGGCCGAAUGUGCUGACACGUUGCAGGCUUCUUGCUGCCUGAAAAGUCUUGGUCCCAAAAUAGGGUGAUGGUGUAUUUCUGGCCGCCGUCUUCGUGCCCUAAGAAAGUUAAAGAACUCGGGAGAAGGGGGAGGGUCCGGGCGGAUCCGACACCUGAUGCCGCUGGCCCCAGCAGCCGAGCAGCCACAUAAAUAGGAGGCGAAGGGGCUCUUCGGAGAGCACCGUCUGUGAGGAGGAAGAGUUUGUCCUCGCUGUCGCUGCUCCUGCGGAUCCUCAGCCAUGUCAUUCUCAGCAGACGAGGUGGCGGACUUUAAGGAGGCAUUCCUCCUGUUUGACAGGACUGGCAAUUCCAAGAUUUCCCUCAGCCAGGUUGCAGAUGUCAUGCGUGCUCUCGGCCAGAAUCCAACCAACGCUGAAGUAAAAAAGAUCCUGAACAACCCCAGCCACGAGGAGAUGGUCAAUAAAUUCAUUGACUUUGACCAGUUCCUGCCCAUGCUCCAGACGAUGGCCAACCAUAAGGACCAGGGCUCCUAUGAAGACUUUGUUGAGGGUCUGCGCGUCUUUGAUAAGGAGGGCAACGGCACUGUGAUGGGGGCUGAACUUCGCCACGUUCUGGCCACACUGGGUGAGAAGCUGACAGAGGAACAGGUAGAACAACUACUGUCAGGUCAAGAGGAUCCCAACGGGUGCAUUAACUAUGAGGCUUUUGUCAAACACAUCAUGUCCAUUUAAAAUGGAUCCCCAUGAAUUGGUGCAGAUGGUUCUAAAUGGUUGAACACCUGACAGGCCCAAGACAUUACAUCAUGGAACUUGUGCCUUUCUGACCAAUGCAAGCAAUAUCUUUUUUUGGACUGUGCAAGAAUCACAUUUUUUUACUUGUAUCCAAUGGACCGCAUUUCAAACAACAAAAUGAGGAAGAACAGAAAAAUGUUGAAAUUUGCAGUGGCAAACCUGAUGGAUAGAACUACUUAGUUUGUCCAUGAUGUUUGACACAAUUGGAAAGUGCACGUGGCUGUCAACAUCCAAUAAAGUCUCGGUGGCCACUCUGUGGCUGUAUCAUCUAUAUUAUACCCUACAUGCAACUCUCUUUCUUCAUUAACUCUGUACAGUGCACUUAAAAAAACAAAAUACACAUAAAAUGUUAAAGAA
Rhincodon typus (whale shark) is the source of this 1198-nucleotide messenger RNA. RefSeq names its product myosin light chain 3, skeletal muscle isoform-like. The record is from RefSeq and is a predicted model, not a curated record. Lineage: Eukaryota; Metazoa; Chordata; Chondrichthyes; Orectolobiformes; Rhincodontidae. Gene Ontology annotation, molecular function: calcium ion binding. Gene Ontology annotation, cellular component: myosin II complex; contractile muscle fiber. The coding region runs from base 329 to 781 and encodes 150 amino acids. The transcript is spliced from 7 exons.